AUGAAUAAUAAUAAUAAUAAUAAUAAUAAUAAUAAUAAUAAUAAUAUAAGUGGCAGUAAUAGCAUUGAUAGUAAUAAUAAUCUAUUGUUUUUAAAAAUUUUAAAAAAUAAAUAUUUAAUGCAUAAAAUAUGUGAAAAUUUUAAAUUAAAACAUGUUUAUACAUUCGACAGAUUAAUAGAUGUAUAUCAAAUAUUAGAAAAUUAUAGAAAUGGAAUUGAAAUAUUGAAAGAAAAGGUCAAAUUAAAAAGUUUUUUAAAUUUUGAAAAUAAAUUAGCAUUUGAAUAUAUAGGUGAAAAAAGAAAUGGGUUAUUGAGUGUGUAUAAUUCAAUUUAUAAAAAAGAUAAUAAAUUAUUUUACAACAGAUUAUUCACAAAUUACAAACACCUAUUUAUGAACAUUGAAGAGUCAUUAGAUUUAAUUAUAUCAUGUUCAAAUAAAGUUGCACUAUACGAAUUUGUAUCAGUAUUCAAAGUGGCCACUAAAACAAUUAUUAAAAAACUUAAAUUAAUAUUCAAUGAAAAUACCAUAUCAGAUAUCCAGCGUGCCAAGUUUUGUAUUUCAGUUUAUGAAAGAUAUAUUGUGAAUUAUAUUCAGAAUGGGUAUAUUGAAAACAAAUGGUUUAAUAAAAUCAAUACAACACCAGCAUCUCGUUCUAAAGAAUUUGGAAAAAAUUUAAAUUUUAAUAUAAAUAUAUUUUCAUUUUUAAAAUUCAAACAUAUAAUUCAAAUAGUACAUACAUUCCCUAAAAUAGUAAAUAUUAAACAAAGAAAGGACGAUAUUAAGUUUUUAAAUCAAUUUUGUGAAAUUUACCAAUUUAGUAAAAAGCAGCUAAAUUCAAGUGUUGUAGAGCUUAUAACACCAUUAUCAGUAUUAAUAGAAGGAAAUGAAGAAAUUAAUUUUAAAAAUAUACAGUUUUUCAAAGAUAUGGAUCAAAAUGUAAAAUUAAAAACAAUAGUAUAUAAAUACUUAGAAAUUUAUAGUCUCGAUUUAUAUUCAGUAUUUGAAAAGCCACCAAUCUUUUAUUUUCUUUUUGAAAAUAGGCAAGAGAUCCGAUAUCAAGUUGGCAUAUUUUACUUUAUAUAUAUAAAUGACUACGAAUUGGAAGGUAUUUUGAAACACAAUGUCGAUGUGAAAUUUAUAAAUCAACUAAUCAAAGAUAUGUCAAGUUUCAGAGAUUCACAAAUACUUUUUUUAAAAUGUAUUUUAAAGAGCAACAACAUGAAAUUAAUAGAGUAUAUUAACGAAAACAAUAACAUAUUUUUAAAUGGUUGCCAAGAGAUUCUUAUGGGUAUUAAUUCAAAAGAGGUAUUACUAUAUCUAAUGAACGAUAGUAGAAAUAAAUUUUUGCUUUUAGGUUUUGACAACUAUAACUUUUUCUCUAAUCAAGAGGUGUUAGAUGUAUAUCAAGAGGAGUACUCAAAUAGAACAGGUAAAAAACUUGACUAUAAAUUACGUUCUAGUAAUUCAACAAAUUAUCCUCCCAAAAUGGUGCUUCAGUGUUUAUUAAGAGCUAUUAGAAAUCCACUACACUACACCCUACCUUCUAGUAUGGUUCUAAACAACUAUGGCGAUUUAUUUAACUGCUUUGUUUUUUAUAAUAAUCAAGAUAUUAUAACAUCUCUUUUAGAAACCUUAAAGUUUACCGAUUUAAAGUUAAAGCCAAUCGUAAGAAAUAAAUUCGAACUGCCCAAAGGUUAUAAAUUUGCAUAUUGGUUAUUCGAACAUUGCUCAAAGUUACGAGAAAUACCAGAAAUCUAUCUGGAUCCAAGUUCUUAUGAAGAUGACGAUGACGAUAUAUUUAAUAAUAAUAAUGAUGGUUAUGAGGAUGAUGAAUUAAGUGACGAUGAUACAGAACAAGAUAAUCAGUAUUAUUUAAAUAAUCAAGAUAAUGACACAAUGGUUUUAAAAUUAGAUUGCAAUGGUAUACCAAAAGAUAAUCCAAUAACAGUGUUUUUAACAACUUCAAUUUGCCUAAAUUUAUUAUAUUGCUCUGGAAGAUAUAGCGAAAUUUUAGAGUUAUUAGAAACCCCAAUUAAAAGAAGAUUAUGUUUAAUAUCAUCAUUAAUAAACAAAACACUCUACUCUAAUUGCAGUAUUCAAUUUAUCGAGAUGUUGUUUGACAAGUAUUUCAGUAACACAUUAAAGGGUACAAAUCUCAUAGCAAGAUUCUUUAUUUCAGUAAUAUCUAGCAACAACUUUCCUUUGUUUAAAUUUCUAGUUUCAAAAUAUCAAAUUAUCCAUAAUAAUAAAGUAGCAAUUACCUUUAUCAAUUUAGCAAUCGAACGGGAUCAUGUAGAAAUUACAGAAUUUUUAUUAAAAUACACAAAUUAUUCGAAAUUAAGUUUAGACUCUUUUUUAGAAUUAAAAAAAAGACAAAAUAAUUCAUUAAUCAAACUAAAUUUAUAUAAUAAAUUUAUAUAA
Dictyostelium purpureum is the source of this 2421-nucleotide messenger RNA. RefSeq lists its product as uncharacterized. The record is from RefSeq and is a predicted model, not a curated record. Bases 1 to 2421 code for a protein of 806 amino acids. Lineage: Eukaryota; Evosea; Eumycetozoa; Dictyosteliales; Dictyosteliaceae. The transcript has a single exon.